Messenger RNA from Monodelphis domestica (gray short-tailed opossum), 4066 nucleotides. RefSeq names its product cyclin dependent kinase like 2 (gene CDKL2). Gene Ontology annotation, cellular component: nucleus. Gene Ontology annotation, molecular function: ATP binding; protein serine/threonine kinase activity. NCBI's taxonomy places the organism in Eukaryota, Metazoa, Chordata, Mammalia, Didelphimorphia, Didelphidae. The record is from RefSeq and is a predicted model, not a curated record. Gene Ontology annotation, biological process: protein phosphorylation.
CGAGGACACAUCCUUGUUUCACGCCAUUGGAGAUGUUGAAGCGAUCGGAAGUCUCUCCACCAGAUAGGACUUCCCCUGUUAUGUCGACAUGAAAGAGCUGGAUCAGUUUGAUGAAUUUUGCUGGGCAAACGAGCUUGCUGAGGAUCACCCACAAUGCGUCCCUGCUCACUGUGUCGAACGCCUUUGUCAGGUCUAUGAAGACAACGUAGAGACUCAGGUUCUACUCAAGGCAUUUUUCCUGCAUUUGCCUCACCGUGAAGACCAUGUCGAUGGUGCUGCGAUCUGGUUGGAAGCCACAUUGUGAUUCAGGCAGGUUCUGCUCUGAAACAGAUGACAGGAGUCUGUUGAGUAUAACAUGGGCUAGGAUCUUUCCGACAGUGGAGAGUAGUGAGAUGCCUCUGUAGUUGUCACAGGCUGCUUGUGAGCCUUUGUUCUUUUAUAGGGCUAUGAUGGAGGCAUCUCUGAGUUCUGAGGGCAUGUCUUCCUCCUCCCAUAUGCUGGUCAGCACUAUGUGGAAUGCCUGGAGAGCCUUUCCAUUUAAGGCCUUGGACACCUCGGUUGGAAUCCCAUCUUUACUGGGUGCCUUGCCUGCACUCAUUUGUUUAAUGGCUUUUUGGACUUCUUCUAUUGAAGGAGGGACGUCAAGUUGUUCAAUGGUGCGGUUUUGGGGAUCUGGUCAAGGGCACUUUGGUUGACUGAAGAGGGUUGGUUGAGAAGCUGACUGAAGUGUUCUUUCCACCUGUUGCUGAUGCCUUUUUUAUCUUUUAUGAGAGUGUCACCGUCAGAGGAUAGCAAGGGAGUGGUGGUGGGUUUUAAUGGCCCAUAGACAAUCUUGAGGGCACUGAAAAAAUGUUUGUAGUUUUUCGUAUCAGCAAAGCGCUGGAUUUCUUCUGCCUUUUUUUCCCACCAUCAGUCUUGCAUCUUCCUGAUCUCACACUGCGCUGUGGCUUGGAGAGACUUGAAUCUGUCCUUUUUGUUCUUUGUUCUUUUUGUUCUGUUCUGUCUAGAAAGGACAAGGUGAGAAGGAGAUGUAGUUAAGGUUCUCUAGGAGGAUGAGUUGAAGGAAACCAUGUGUGACCUGUAGAAAAGAAGAGAAGCCUUAUUGGGGGUAUGAUAUGUAUCUUCAAAUAUUAGAAGAAUUGGUGUAUGGAUUAAGAAUUAGCUGCAUUCUGUUUGGUUACUAAGGCAUAAUGAGAAGCAGCAACUGGUGGAGUUUCAGAAAGAUAAGGUAUUAGGCCUAGGCAGCAAUAUGACACCUAAUUCCACUUGGCUUCCUCUUCAGCUUUAAGGAGUUUAUUUUAGUUGGAAAGUUCUGAUUUCAGCCACAAUCCUAACACCAUGGCAGAGGCUGAAUUCUCUGCUUAAUCUUUACAUUUAUAUCUAUCUCUGGUAAACCCCUAGUCAAUCUGUUAUUGAGGCAAAUUUACUGGUGUUUCCUGGAAACAUUUGGCUAAUAGAAGGGUAAGUUAAAGGUCAGGCAAUCAGAGGGGAAAUUGGGGAGUAGGGCUGUGACCUUUUUAGAAAUACUUUCUUCAGCCUGGAUUCACCUUUCCUAGAUACCUGUAAGAGCCAGUGACUGUCUAGGCAUCUCUCAUCUCUUAAAGCAUGACUCCAUAAAUGCUCCAUAGGGAACAUUACUCCCUUAUCCCCAGAAAGGUUUACCAGACUAUUAACAGUCUGUUCUGAUGGUUUGAUUCAAUCAACAAAUGUUCUCACCUAGUCUUGGCACCAGAGCCAGAAUGAGGUGAUUUCAGCCCCUCCCUAACAGAAGGAAAAGUUUUUCACUGCAGGUCUUCAAGCAAGGCUGGAUGUCCACUCGAUUGGGUGUUGUGUAGAAGGGAUUAUUCCUCUUCAGAGCAAGAUUGAUUUUGUUACUUUAAAAUGGAGAAAUAUGAGCGCCUAGGACUGGUUGGUGAGGGGAGCUAUGGAGCAGUGAUGAAGUGUAGGAAUAAAGCCAACGGAAGAAUUGUGGCCGUCAAGAAAUUCCUGGAGAGUGAAGAUGAUAAAACAAUUAAAAAAAUUGCCACCCGAGAAAUCAAGUUAUUGAAGCAAUUGAGGCAUGAGAAUUUGGUGAAUCUUCUGGAAGUGUGUAAGAAAAAGAAACGAUGGUACUUGGUAUUUGAAUUUGUGGACCACACUAUGCUUGAUGAUUUAGACCUCUUUCCACAAGGCCUGGAAUACCAAAGAGUUCAAAAGUAUUUGUAUCAGAUUAUUAAAGGAAUUGAAUUUUGUCACAAUCACAAUAUUAUCCACAGAGAUAUAAAGCCAGAGAACAUCCUGAUCUCCCGGUCUGGAGUGGUAAAGCUGUGUGACUUUGGAUUUGCUCGCAUGUUGGGAGCUCCUGGGGAAGUGUAUACUGAUUAUGUGGCUACUCGAUGGUACAGAGCCCCAGAGCUUUUGGUUGGAGACAUAAAGUAUGGCAAGGCUGUUGAUAUAUGGGCCAUUGGUUGUUUGUUGAUUGAAAUGUUCAUGGGGCAACCCCUUUUUCCUGGGGAUUCUGAUAUUGAUCAGCUGUAUCAUAUUGUGAAAUGUUUGGGUAAUUUAAUUCCAAGACAUCAGGAACUGUUCUAUCAGAACCCACUUUUUGCUAGUGUGAAAUUGCCAGAAGUUGAAGAACAGGAGUCUCUUGAAAGCCAUUGUCCUAAGCUUUCUGCAGUGGUGAUUGAUAUGGCAAAGAAAUGUUUGCAGAUUGAUCCUGACAAGAGGCCCUUCUGUGAUGAGCUCCUCAACCAUGACUUCUUUAAUCAGGAUGGAUUUGUGGAAAGGUUUUCUAAGGAGCUAAAAUUAAAUAUACAGAAAGAUGCCAGAAAAUUUUCUUCAUCAAAAAUAUCUAAAAACAGAAAAAAGGGAAAAGAUAAUUCUUCAGGUGAAGAAAGAAAAACACUAGUUAUACAGGAUGUCAAUACUGAUCCCAAAGCUAGAGAUUCUAAAGUGAUCAAAGCAAAGGCACCAAAAACUGAUAGUGAAAAGAUUAAAAAACCCAGCCGAGCCUCCAAUCCUGGUUGUCUUCCCAACAGUGGAAUGAGUCAGGUCAGAAUGAUUCCUCCAGCCACUUUUGGAGUCCCUGGGAACAGCAGUGUGGAUUGCACAAAGAGACCUGGCACAGGGAUUCCUCCAAUUGUACACAAUAUUUCUGGCACUGCUUCCAGUAUCAGUUCAGGAGUGGGGACUAUUCCAGGAGGUCAUACUUACAGGGUGGAUGACAAGGCUAAAAAGAACCAUGUUCCAUUUGUUAGGCUGGGUAAACAUGAUCCAGCCACCUCUCUUAAUGCUAACCUGACCACACUGGUCUCUAAUGAAAAGAACAUUCUUCAGGAAAACAAGAAAAGAUGGGAAGUCUCCAAGACAGAGGUUCAUUUGCCUGAACUAAACUCUAAUUACUUCCCCGAAGUCAGAGGAAUUGAAAGCCCAGGUAUCAGGAUGCUCCCAGCCAGACUCUCCAGAAGCCAACUUCCCUCCAGUAGAGUACUCAAAUUGAAGAAUAUUGAGGACCUGUGUCACGAUUAUACUCCAAAAUCCAGGAUGACAAACUCCAGGAAUCAGACUGGUGACAUCCUGAGAGGAGAGCGGCACGGGCUAGAAUUUAUCCCACUGAAAUGCAUCAUUUUCCCUGGGAGCAAUGCUAUGGAAAUGAAAGGAAAACAAAAGGGCAAUGGUUUUCCAGCUUAUCUAAGACAGAUUCAGCAUUUCCCCACCAUCACAGCAAACCCCUCUCCCCCUUGGUAAUUGUGUUUCACAAUACCUUGGGAUGGAGAAGGGGACUCCUAGCUGCAUGAAUACCAUUUGCUGGUAGGAUGAAGAACUAAACUAAACUGAACAGAUCAGAAAGGGGUUAGGGAGGGUGAGGAAAAAUGUGGGGGGGACAAAGGGAAAUAUUUAUUUUUUUAAAGUUGAUGUUACUAAUAUGUUGAAGUCUCUGUAUUGUCUAAAAAAGGUAUAUGUUUGUGUGGGGGCAAGCUUGGUGGAAUGCUGGCCAUGAGUGGGAGGUCAAUGCCCUUUACCCUUGUUCUUCCCCACUUCCUUAUUCAGUUACACAAUACAUUAAAAUUUUUGUUCCUUUGCAUUG